This is a messenger RNA of Moesziomyces aphidis, 1254 nucleotides long. The record is from the annotation of a GenBank genome assembly. Lineage: Eukaryota; Fungi; Basidiomycota; Ustilaginomycetes; Ustilaginales; Ustilaginaceae.
AUGGAUGUCGCCGUCUUUGUCCCAACUCCUCCCUCGCCUUUGGACCCGGCCAGCCGGCUAUCCAACGGCAAUAUUAACAAUAUGGCCGACGCCCGACGACGGAAAAUGAAUUCUUUUGCUCGGCGCCAUCAGUACAAAGUAUUUUCCGACGCUGCGGUUUUCCGAAGGAUGGUCUGGGGCACCACCCACACUUUGCCACAUUGCCACCGAGACGGCGAAUCCUCCGCACCGGCGAACAUCGACCCCUUGCUCGGCGGUCAAGAUCCGUCCGACCUCGGAAAGUCUCCAUUGCUUAUCGGUGCACCGGCGUGGGCGAGCAACCUCUCAGAUGCCGCCUCGACACUCAACAUGGUCCCCAUGCCUACAGCUACUUCAGUUCCGGCAGUGGACGGACUGGUCUCCGUGCAGGAGGCGGUCAUGGCCGCGGCGCAGGGCGAGCGCAGCGCCGUGGAAGGCGACGGCCUCUUUACGCUCAAGAACACCACGAGCAUCGUGACGGGAGGUGCUCGUGGGAUUGGGCUGACGCUGGCAGCUGCGUUGCUCGAGGCUGGUUCGCACGUCGUAUGCAUGGAUCUGCUCGACGAGCCGACCACGGCAGCUGACUGGCUCAUGUUCAAGGCGCGCGCCAAAGAGCUCAAGCUCAGCGCAUCCUACGUGCAGGCCGACAUCACCAACGCGCCCGCGGUCAACGAGAUCAUCACCGAGAUCGCCCAGCUCGCCGCCGACGCCGCCCGACCCUUCACCACGGUCGUCCACGCCGCCGGAGUCCAGAAGCAGGGCCCCGUGCUUGACUUUGACCCAGCUCACUUUGACUGGGUACUUCGUGUCAACGUCACAGGCACAUUCAUUGUCACGCAGGCCGCAGCUCGCGCGAUGAAGCACCAUGCCACGGGCGGAAGCAUCAUCCUGAUCGCCUCCAUGUCCGGCUACGUCUCCAACCGCGGCCUCUUCGGAACGGCGUACAACUCUUCCAAGGCGGCAGUGCAUCAGCUGUGUCGUUGCGCCGCCGUUGAGCUGGCCGAACACAAGAUCCGCGUCAACACCAUCAGCCCCGGAUACGUCAACACACAGAUGGUCGAACAGCUGCUUGCCAAGGAGCCGCAUCUGCUCGAGCAGUGGACCAACGAUAACCCCAUGCACCGCAUCGGCGAGCCGAGCGAGUUCAAGGGCGCCGCUGUCUUCCUCGCCAGCGAAGCUAGCAGCUUCAUGACGGGAAGUGACAUGCGCAUCGAUGGCGGCCACUGCGCUUGGUAG